GCACUGGGAGCGGCCAUGGCGCUGUCGCGCGCCGAGCGGUGCCUGGCGCUGCUGCUGCGGCUGCUGUCCCGCGCCUGCCUGGCGCUGCUGGGGCUGGCGGCCCCCGCGUCGCCCCGCGCCGUGCCCCCACCGCGCCGCUCGCUGCUGCUGCUGCCCGCCCGGCAGCUGGCCAAGAGGCUCCGGCAGCGGCAGGUGACGUGCGUGGAGGUGGUGGAGGCCUACAUCGAGAGGAUCAGGGAGGUGAACCCGCUGAUCAACGCCGUCGUCAAGGACAGGUUUGAGGAGGCCCUGCAGGAAGCCCGGCAGGUGGACAAGCUGCUGGCAGAGGCCCCCGGCGACGAAUACCUGGAGGAGAAGUUCCCCUUCCUGGGGGUCCCCAUCACCGUCAAGGAGGCCUUCUCGUUGCACGGGAUGCCCAACAGCUCCGGCCUGGUCAACCGCCGCGACGUCAUCGCCACCUCCGAUGCCACCGUGGUGUCACGGCUGAAGCAAGCCGGCGCCAUCCCGCUGGGGGUGACCAACUGCAGCGAGCUGUGCAUGUGGUUCGAGUCCAGCAACAGGGUCUAUGGCCGGACCAACAACCCCUACGACCUGCAGAGGAUCGCAGGGGGCAGCUCAGGCGGGGAGGGCGGUGUCCUUGCAGCCGCCUGCUCGGUGAUAGGUGUGGGCUCCGACAUCGGCGGCAGCAUCCGGAUGCCGGCUUUCUUCAACGGCGUCUUUGGCCAUAAACCCACCACAGGAGUGGUCCCCAAUGACGGGCAGUUCCCCAUCGCGCAGGGGGUGCGGACCAGCUUCCUCUGCACCGGGCCCAUGUGCCGCUACGCCGAGGACCUGGAGCCGAUGCUGCGGGUCAUGGCUGGUCCUGGAGUCCACAAGCUGAAGCUGAACGAAAAGGUGUCGCUGGAGAAAAUCAGGUUUCUCUGCAUGGAUCACGACGGCGGCUCCGUUUUUGUGUCGCCUGUGGACAAGGAGAUUCUGCAGGCCCAGAAGAAGGUGGUGGAGUACAUCGAACGCGACCUGGGGGUGCAGGUUCAGCGCGUGUCCGUCCACAAGAUGAAGUAUUCCUUCCAGAUCUGGUCGGCCAUGAUGUCUUCCAAGGACGGCGACGGGCAGGAUGCUCAGCACUUCACGGACCUGCUCGGGGAUCACGGGAAGCCGGUGUGGCCGAUGUGGGAGCUGAUGAAGUGGCUGGUGGGGAUGUCUUCUCACACCCUCCCAGCCAUCGCCCUGGGGCUGACGGAGAAGCUGGUGACAAUCAACCCUGGCGCUAACGCCAAGCUGGUGAGCAUGGGGAAGAGCCUGCAGGCUGAGAUGGAGACCUUGCUGGGGCCGGACGGAGUGCUCCUCUACCCAUCCCACCCCACCGUAGCUCCGCGGCACCACUCCCCGCUGUGCAUGCCCUUCAACUUCGCCUACACAGCCAUCUUCAACGUUCUGGGCUUGCCCGUCACGCAGUGCCCGCUGGGCUUGAGCAGCGAGGGCUUGCCGCUGGGCAUCCAGCUGGUGGCAGCCUCCUACAACGACCACCUGACGCUGGCGGUGGCCCGGUACCUGGAGGAGGCCUUUGGAGGAUGGGUGCUGCCUGGCAAAGCUUAGCCUGGCCUCCGGGAGGCAGGGACAGAGGCGGCCACGCUGGGAAAGGCAGCGGCAGGCGCUGAUGUCCCACCACUGCCUUCUGCCUCCGCGCUUGGAGCAUCCUGCCCACGUCCAGCCCGUGUCCUCCUGGGCGUGGGGGUGCCCGUCCCUCCGUAGUGCCUGCUGCUUGGAAGACGCUGCAUGAAGGCGAGGGAGAGGAGGCUGGAUAGGGCAUGGGCGCUGCAAAACUGUCUUCAUUCUCCUUGGCCUCUCCCUGCCUAUGGCUUGGGCUGCUCGUGGGUGCCCCAGAGGCAUCCUGGUCCCUGCAGCCUCCGUGAUGUGCUGCAGGGCGUCCCCCGGCCGGCGAAGCAAAGCAGGAGGCGAUGCUGGAGGUGAUGCUGGCGGUGGCUGCACACAGAAGGGCCAAAUGUUUGCUCUCGUGAGCCUUUGACAGCACUGAAGAGCUAUUUGACUGCAGCUCUCUGUGUGCUGAGAUGGCUAACGCAUCUCCUGCCCACAGCUUCUGGGGAUCACCCAGCCUGAUCGGCGUCCCGUGCUCCUGCCCUCCAAGGUGCCCGCUGCCUUGCUGUCCCCCAUGAGUGACACGUGCAGAAAUUUGGGCCGGGGGCUGGGGGGCAAUUAGUGCGACAUGUUCUCAAUGAGGAUAACAUUAAAGAGUUUGUCUGCCCAGUG
This is a messenger RNA of Oxyura jamaicensis (ruddy duck), 2268 nucleotides long. It is a transcript of the gene FAAH2, whose product is annotated as fatty acid amide hydrolase 2. The transcript is spliced from 11 exons. Bases 16 to 1596 code for a protein of 526 amino acids. The record is from RefSeq and is a predicted model, not a curated record. Lineage: Eukaryota; Metazoa; Chordata; Aves; Anseriformes; Anatidae.